Sceloporus undulatus (fence lizard) is the source of this 3893-nucleotide messenger RNA. It is a transcript of the gene SLC5A11, whose product is annotated as solute carrier family 5 member 11. Gene Ontology annotation, molecular function: D-glucose:sodium symporter activity. The transcript is spliced from 16 exons. NCBI's taxonomy places the organism in Eukaryota, Metazoa, Chordata, Lepidosauria, Squamata, Phrynosomatidae. Gene Ontology annotation, biological process: transmembrane transport. Bases 211 to 2232 code for a protein of 673 amino acids. Gene Ontology annotation, cellular component: plasma membrane. The record is from RefSeq and is a predicted model, not a curated record.
GAAUAGCUCUCUGCUUAUAAAUUUCCCCUUUUCACACUACUUACUGCAAAGGGGGGGAAUGGAAAACAGCCCCGUUGGCACAUUUCGGCCCAUUGGCAAUAUUUAAGCCGCCUCGUGGAUUGGUAGACAAGCGCAAUACCCGAACGGCCGACAGGAGCACAUUUGAUAAAGGCAUUGGGAAGGGAAAGCAUCCAGACAAUUCCAGGAGCCAUGGAACCGAGGAGAACCAGAUGGGAUGCCUUUCCCCAAAAGAACCUGGAAGCCGUGGAUAUCGCUGUCCUGGUUUUGUACUUUGUCUUUGUUUUGGCUGUUGGACUCUGGUCCAUGUGGAAGACGAAGCGGAGCACUGUGAAGGGCUACUUCCUUGCUGGAGGAGAGAUGGUGUGGUGGCCGGUGGGGGCUUCCCUGUUUGCCAGCAACGUGGGCAGUGGGCACUUCAUUGGCUUGGCUGGUUCCGGUGCGGCGUCUGGCAUCGCUGCCACGGCCUACGAAUGGAACGGCAUGUUCUGUGUCUUGGUGCUGGCGUGGCUGUUUCUUCCUAUCUACAUUGCAGCUGGAGUGACAACCAUGCCAGAGUAUUUACAGAGACGGUUUGGUGGCAAAAGGAUACAGAUCUUCCUAGCAAUCCUCUACCUGUUUAUCUAUAUAUUCACCAAAAUCUCAGUUGACAUGUACGCGGGGGCCUUAUUUAUCCAACAGGCCUUGCACUGGGACCUUUACGUGGCCGUCAUUGGCUUGCUGAUCAUCACAGCGGUUUACACAGUGGCAGGAGGCCUUGCAGCAGUCAUCUACACGGACACCCUCCAGACGGUCAUCAUGCUGGCUGGAGCCCUGACUCUCAUGGGAUUCAGCUUUGCCAAAGUGGGAGGUCUUGAAGACCUUCAGGACCGAUACUUCAAGGCUGUGGCCAGCAACCGUGAUGGAAACAGCAGCUGUGGACUGCCCAGAGAAGAUGCCUUCCACAUAUUUCGGGACCCGGUCACCUCUGACUUGCCAUGGCCUGGCGUCUUGGUUGGCAUGACCAUCCCAUCUUUGUGGUAUUGGUGCACAGACCAGGUAAUUGUUCAGAGGUCUCUUGCAGCCAAGAACCUGUCUCACGCCAAGGGAGGUGCCCUCUUGGCUUCCUACCUGAAAAUCCUCCCACUCUUUAUGAUGGUUUUUCCCGGCAUGAUUAGCCGCAUCCUUUUCCCAGAUCUGGUAGCCUGUGCAGAUCCAGCCAUCUGUAAAGAGAUAUGUGGCAAUCCCUCCGGGUGUUCCGACAUCGCCUACCCCAAGCUUGUCAUUGAACUCCUGCCAAUAGGACUGAGAGGCCUGAUGAUGUCCGUCAUGAUCGCAGCCCUGAUGUCUUCCCUGACCUCCAUCUUCAACAGCUCUAGCACCAUCUUCACCAUGGACCUCUGGAGGCAUUUCAGGCCACUAUCUUCCGAAUGGGAGCUCAUGAUUGUUGGCAGGGUGUUUGUUCUUCUUCUCGUUGUCAUAUCUAUCCUGUGGAUCCCGCUGGUGCAAGCCAGCCAAGGAGGGCAGCUCUUCAUCUACAUCCAGACCAUCAGUUCUUACUUACAGCCUCCGGUCGCCGUGGUCUUCAUUUUGGGCUGCUUCUGGAAGCGGGCGAACGAAAAGGGCGCUUUUUGUGGUCUUCUGUUGGGAAUGGUCAUGGGCGUGAUCCGGAUGGUCCUGGAUUUUGUCUACCUGCCGCCGCAAUGCGGAGAGCCAGACCAGCGGCCAGCAGUGGUGAAAGACGUUCACUAUCUCUACUUCUCCAUGAUCCUGGGAGUGGCCUCGCUUAUCGUGGUGGUGGCAGUCAGCCUCUUGACGGAGUCUCCUCCAAAAGAAAGGAUCAGCCGCUUAACGUGGUUCACCCGCAAGGAUGUUCCCGUGAAGAAGGACUUUUCUAUAGUCUCUAGCAGUCCCUGCGCUCUUCCCGUCGAUGGCAUCCAGGUCCCUCCUCUUGCUCCUCCAGUCCAGUUUGAGAUCAGCGAUGGCCCCGAAAACAUCAGUGACAAAAAAACUUGUGCCCUGGAUGGCAAGAAGGCCUCCAAACUUAUGCGGCUGGUCUUGUGGGUCUGUGGGAUGGAGCGCCAAGAUGCCGACACACCCCAGAUGACUGCAGGGACCAAAGAGGAGACCGACUUGGCAUUGGUAGAAGAGGCACCCGCCGUGAAGCACAUCCUUAAUGUCAACUUGAUAUUGUGCCUGAGCGCCGGAGUCUUCCUCUGGGCUUACUUCGCGUAGCGUUCCCAAAUUAUGCCAAUUGCAAGGAUACUGUCCAUGGUCUUGGGUUUCCAAUGCAAGUGGAGUUGGGUCCUCCUGCAACUUCUCUUCCCCCUGAAAUGGUACCCAAGGACAAACGCAGAGGGUUUCCCAUGUUUUGGGGUGUGUUGCAGGCGGAUAAAGUGGAAACCAGUGAUUCUGGGUGAAGGAGAUUUUUUUACAGAACAUUUUAUGAGGUCUCCCAUGCUUUCCACCCCACGCUGGAUCCUGCCCAUUCUUGCACAGAUAAUGCUCUGGGUACAUCGUCAUGCAAAGUCAGCUUGGGAUUCAAGCAACAGGUGAGACUUUCCUUAAAGAAACCUGCCAGUAUGUGUGCCCCUUUGAGGAGAAGAUAUUAAAAACUGCCUUGCUGGACCAGAUAGAGUUCCUUCCUGCCAGGUACUUUGUUCUCAAAACCCAUCAGCCAAAGCAGUUGCUGGCAUUGAUGGUCUUCUCCCCUCCAUCUUGACCUCAACGCCUGAUAUUCUGAAGAUGAUCAAUGGCCUCUGAAGAGGAGGUCCAAUGAUUAAUAGGAUUACUAACAUUUGUGGUAGGCAUACCCACAACUCAGUUACAUCCUUGUGGACCAGUAGCUUCAUUGGUUAGGAACCUAUUGCAAUUUGGUGCGGGAGACCCCUUCUUGCAAAACGACAGCUCCCAGGGUUGAUUGGCCAAAUGUUGAGGCUAAUUUAACAGAUCUGCAAAUUAUUUAUUUCUAUAGGAUAGAUAACACUUUAAAACUCUUAGUCCCUAGUGGGCCAGAUUGCAUAACACACUUUGCAUGGUUUUGGCAGAGGUAAACUCAGGCAGCGAAAGAUGUCCGUUUGAUGGAGCAUGUGCUUUCCCUCAGAUAUGUAUCUUGCACUUAGCGUGCUUUAUUUAGUGAUCUGUCAGUGGAAGGUAGAAGAUGAGCUUCAUUUGCAAGUCUGAGGCAUGUUAUCUCUGAAGAAAUCCCUUCGAAGGAGGAAAAAUGGGUUAAUUCACAGUCCUGCCACCUCUCCCAGCCCUAAAAUGCAUAAACACUAGAGCUUUUUAGCAGAGGAUUCCAAGUCCCCAUCCAAACUAUACAUCCCAGGAUUCCUCAAGGUGGGGGGAACAAAAUGGCAUGGUGCAAGAAUAUUCUGUGUUUAUGAGAGAUGUGUAUGCAUUCAUCUAGAGGAAGUGUUGACAGUGUUCCCCUUGAAGCACAUUAAAAAAUGCAGACAGUGGGAUUAUUUUUUUACAGAAUAUUUUAUGAAUGCCAUGGUUUUUUCCAUGGUAUUUAAAAUGCACACACACACACGCACACACGCAUAUAUAAGUGUGUGUUUUUAUUUAUUAUGUGGAAUGGGGUUAAGUGCUUAUGGAAAGGUGCUUUCGUUUGUCCGUGCGCCUACUUGUUUUAAGUUGUUUUCUCUCGCAAUACAACAUAACCAGCCUCAGUGCACUGGGAAAUGGCCUCCUAUGAGCCUUGCGCUCUUUCCGUCAACACAAUUAUGGCAAUAAAUAUUUGCGGCCCAGCUGUACGAAUCGUGCGCAGUGUCGCCUGAAGCUUGUUUCUAGUAACGUCCAUAGAAUCGAAUGGGGCUUACCUGUGAGUCAAGGUGCGCGGGGAAAACCCAACACAGCAAGCAGGCUUAUUGGUAAUAAAUGUGUUUCAAUGA